AAGCGAUCAAAAGAAAAAAAAAUGGAGGUUGAUCAAAAAAUUGUUAUACCAGGUGAUGUAAUUGACGUUAAUACAGAAUCAACUAUUGUUUUGGGCCCUGGGUUAAGGCAAGAAGGAGACGAGGUUGUAGCAAUUAAAGCAGGCAUUUUAUGUCAUUUAGAAGCAGGCAAUCGUUACUGGGUUGAAAGUAAUCAAAAAAGAUAUAUUGCAUCAACAGGUGAAUCAGUGAUUGGUACCGUUAUUGCCAAAAUGGGAGAAUAUUUUCGUUUAGAUAUAGGAACUGCUCAUUCAGCAGUGUUACCUGUGUUAGCAUUUGAAGGAGCAACGAAACGUAAUAGACCUAACUUGGCUCUUCAUUCACUUGUUUAUUGUAGAGUUUCGAUGGCUAAUCCAGAUAUGGAGCCAGAACUUGAAUGUAUUAAUCCUAAAAACGGUAAAGCAGAUGGUUUUGGUGAACUUACUGGAGGAUAUGUUUUUAAAUGUUCACUUGGACUUUGUCGAAGAUUAUUGAAUCCCAAUACACCUAUUCUGACGUUACUAGGUGAACAUUUUCCUUUCGAAAUAGCAGUUGGUAUGAAUGGACGUGUUUGGAUUAAAGCAGAGGAAGUGAAAACGACCAUCUUGAUUUCAAAUGCUAUACAAAACUCUGAAUAUUUAAGUGCUGAAGAAUGUAGACAAAUGGUAGAAGGACUUGUUAAUAAACUAUAAUACUUUAUUUUUAUUGUACAUUAAAAAAUAUGCGUUAUCUUCUAUUUUUUUUAUAUAUGAUGACUUUUAUGAAUAAUCAUGCAUUAAGGGAACUGAUCAUUCUAGUCCAGCUGCUUUGAGUUGAAGAUAGUGCAAAUCAACUAAAAAUUGAAAUCCAGAACUGAUUAGAUGAAUCUAAAAAAAAAAAAAAAAAAAAAA
Molecule: messenger RNA, 906 nt
Organism: Cokeromyces recurvatus
Lineage: Eukaryota; Fungi; Mucoromycota; Mucoromycetes; Mucorales; Mucoraceae
Exons: 3
Coding region: 22-708 (228 amino acids)
Biological process (GO): U4 snRNA 3'-end processing; exonucleolytic trimming to generate mature 3'-end of 5.8S rRNA from tricistronic rRNA transcript (SSU-rRNA, 5.8S rRNA, LSU-rRNA); nuclear polyadenylation-dependent rRNA catabolic process
Cellular component (GO): nuclear exosome (RNase complex); cytoplasmic exosome (RNase complex)
Molecular function (GO): RNA binding
Source: RefSeq, a predicted model, not a curated record